AUGAAAUCCCAGAGACGUGAGCUUGGCUUUGGAUUAAGAGAUGGAUAUGCAGCCUGCUUCACAUACUUUGACCUAACCAACCACGCCCAUGUGACCCUGAGAGGUCCAGCCCCAGGAUGAACUCAGCUCAGAGAGACAACGGACAACAGAACUGACACGGCUGGGCCCUCAGGGUUUGGGAGCAGUGCUGGAGCCCAAGCUCUUCCUCACCGAGAGAGAGGACAAAGCCGACAACAGAUCAUGGAGCCCCCCUCAGCCCUUCUCCCAACGCGUGUCCCCUGGCAGGGGCUCCUGCUUACAGCCUCACUGCUAGCCAUCUGGAACACCCCUACUGCUGCAGAUCCCACUGUUGAGUUGGUGCCACCUGCUGCCCUUGAAGGGGAGACCGUCCUUCUACUCGCUCACAAUCUGCCAGACAACCUAUUAGCCUAUCACUGGUUCAAAGGAAAGCGGUCAAUAGACAAAGAUCUAAUUAUAAUAAUGUCACCUUGAAGCAAUCUGGAAUCUACCACCUAAAUAUCCAUUCUGCAGAUGGCCAAAGUUCAGUGUUUGCAGAAGUCUUUGUGUACCCUCUGUUAAGCAAACCCUCCAUAAGAAGUAACAGGACCACUGCCAUGGAGGGUCAGGACACUGUUGAGUUAACUUGUGAACCUCCCUUCCGGAAAACAAUCUACCUUUGGCAUCUAAACGGUAAGAAGCUUCACGUUGGUAACCAUGCCAUCCUGUCUCGGGGUAACACAACUCUCACUCUGCUCAAGGUCUCUAGGCAUUUCAGAGGACGCUAUGAGUGUGAAGCUAAGAACCCACUGAGUGCCUUCCAAAGUGACCCAUUCACUCUGGAUGUUUUCUAUGGUCCAGAUACCCCCGAAAUAUUUCCCCCAGACAAAUACUUUGAGGAAGGUAGGAGUAUGUGGCUCUUCUGCCAAACAGUGUCUCACCCCAAAGCACACUAUUCCUGGAAUAUCAAUGGAGAACCCUGGAACUCUAGACAAGAGGUCUCUAUCCACCAGGUUGGCCGAAGUAAUAACGGACUGUACACCUGCCUCGUCACUAACCCAGCAACUGGCCGCAAUAAUUCCAAAGUCAAAGAAGUUAUAAUAGUUGAGAAAUUGCCAAAGCCCCAUAUCCAAGUCAAAAACGAAACAGUCUUAGAACAUCAUUUUGUGGACCUAACCUGCAUAUCAGAAAAUACUGGAGUUUCCGUCUGGUGGACAUUCAACAAUCAGAAGCUGGAGGCCACAGACAGGGUGACAUUCUCCUGGAACAACAGAAGGCUCACCAUAAACCCAGUCACAAAGGAGGACGCCGGGGCAUACCAGUGUGAGGUCUCCAACCCCCUCAACACCAGGCUGAGUGAUCCAGUCAAGCUGGCUGUGCUCUAUCAACCGACAAAAAGUUACCUAUUGUCACCCCCGCUUCUGGCUAGCUUGGUUGCUGAAGUUCUGGCUGGGCUGGCUAUCCUAGGAGCCCUGGCGUAUUUCGCGUUUUUCAAGAAACUUGACAAUCGGGAAAACCACAACAGAAUACAACAUAGGAAGAAACGAAAGAACUGGGAGAGAAAAGAGCAGCAGAGAAAGGCAAGAAGUAACAACAUUCUCGGUGAGGACAAGCUGACACUGUCCACCCAAGCCCUCAGUUGCUGUAGGUCCUCACCCCAUCCCAGCCAUGGGAGAACAGGUCACGGGCCCCAGGACAACUCUCCUCAUGAGUGAGAGGUGGAUGACAUCACAUACUCUGUCAAGAACACCAACACCUAGCAACCCAAAUGGCCAACUUCAGCCCCCAGGCUAUAGCAGUCAUGGAACCGG
Grammomys surdaster is the source of this 1808-nucleotide messenger RNA. It is a transcript of the gene Ceacam5, whose product is annotated as carcinoembryonic antigen related cell adhesion molecule 5. NCBI's taxonomy places the organism in Eukaryota, Metazoa, Chordata, Mammalia, Rodentia, Muridae. Gene Ontology annotation, cellular component: cell surface; plasma membrane. Gene Ontology annotation, biological process: regulation of immune system process; signal transduction. The record is from RefSeq and is a predicted model, not a curated record. Gene Ontology annotation, molecular function: protein tyrosine kinase binding. The transcript has 14 exons. The coding region runs from base 615 to 1712 and encodes 365 amino acids.